Messenger RNA from Apodemus sylvaticus (European woodmouse), 4272 nucleotides. RefSeq lists its product as uncharacterized. Lineage: Eukaryota; Metazoa; Chordata; Mammalia; Rodentia; Muridae. Gene Ontology annotation, molecular function: nucleic acid binding; RNA-DNA hybrid ribonuclease activity; aspartic-type endopeptidase activity. Gene Ontology annotation, biological process: proteolysis; virion assembly; DNA integration. The record is from RefSeq and is a predicted model, not a curated record.
AUGACACUGUGGGGGCUCAUCAUCCAGGAUCCCCAUAACACCCAGGAACCAAGAAGACCCCUGGGAGCUGCCGCUGUGGGCCCUAAGGACCCAGUGGCUGCGGAGGGGGAUGCCCCAGAACCACAGGCUGCGACCCUGGAGGAUGCUCCAAGGGAAGGACCAGGAUCGCACCCGGACCAACAGCCGUACAUCACGGUAUGGGAGGAUCUGGCACGGUCUCCACCUGAAUGGGUCGGGCCAUUCCUUCCUCCUCACCGUCCUGCCUCCAAGAUCCUGGCUGUCCGGGAAGGUGCUGCAGACGAGAAACCGAAACCACAGCCGAAAGAAGAUAGAGGAUGCAGCGUUUUGCCAGCGCCCAUCCCAAAGAUUUACCCUGAGAUAGAAGGACCCCCUGAGUGGCCCACUCCCCCACCCUCACCUAAUCCUCGAGUCCCGCCACCAGAACCCCAACCCUCAGCUCUGCCAGCCCCCCUCCAGCUCCAGCUCCUGAAGCCGGAGAAAGGGAGGGCCCUUUCACAGGAACAAGAAGUCGGCGAAGAGCCACCCCUGAGGGACCAGCUGACUCCACGGUGGCACUUCCCCUUAGGGCUGUCGGUGCACCCCCAAACCCAAAUGACCAGAACAGCUUGCAGCUUUUACAAUAAUCCAUCGGGGCUUACAGGUCUAAUAGAGUCUCUGAGGUAUUCUCAUCAGCCCACCUGAGAUGAUUGCCAGCAGCUUUUACAGACCUUGUUUACCACUGAGGAGAAAGAGAGGAUCCUUCUUGAGGCCCAGAAGAAUGUCCGAGACCAUGCCAGACACCCUGUCCAGACCCCUGAGAGGAUAGAUGAAGGAAUCCCCUUGUCGGGCCCUCAAUGGGAUUAUAACAUGGCGCAAGGUAGGGAACGGCUGUCCAGUUACCGUCGGGAUCUAGUGGCGGGUCUCAGAGUUGCCCCACAAAGGCCCACAAAUUUGGCUAAGGUAAGAGAGGUCAUGCAGGGGUCGACUAAACCCCCUUCAGUUUUUUUGGAGAGGCUCAUGGAGGCAUACAGAAGAUAUACCCCCUUCGACCCUACGUCUGAAGGGCAGCGAGCUUCUGUAAUCAUGGCUUUUAUUGGACAGUCGGCCCCUGACAUUAGAAAGAAAUUGCAACAGAUUGAGGGACUGCAGGAUUAUACAAUAAGGGAUGUGGCUAGAGCGUCUGAGAAAGUGUAUCUCAAAAGGGAGACAGAGGAAGAGAAGCAAGAACGAGAAAAGAGAGAGAGGAGAGAGGAUGAGGAUAGGAGAGAGAAAAGGCAAGAGAAGAGUCUGACUAGGAUACUGGCCACAGUAGUAGACAGGGAUAGGAGAGACAGGAACAGACAGCUAGGGAACCUGGGAAGCGGGAGCCCCUUGGAGAAAGAUCAAUGUGCACACCGUAGAGGAAAAGGACACUGGGCCCAUGAGUUCCCCAAGAAGAAGGUAUUGUCCCUCGAGAAUGAUGAAGACUAGGGGAGACGGGGCUUGGCUCCCCUCCCCGAGUCUAGGAUAACCCUGCAAGCGGAGGUGACUCCCACAAGUUUCUUGAUCAAUACAGGUGCAGAAUACUCGGUACUGAAAACUCCUUUGGGUAAGGUCAAAAAUGAAACGACGCUGGUAAUCAGGACCAUGGAACAGAAACCCUACCCGUGGACCACCUCUCCGAUGGUAGACUUAGUAGACGGAAGAAUGGUAACCCCCUCAUUUCUAGUCAUUCCUGAGUGCCCUAUACCCCUACUAGGAAGGGAUUUGCUGACUAAAUUAAAGGCACAAAUAGCUUUCACCCCCUCCGGACCAGAAUUGUCCUGGGGAACUGCACCUCCCCAGGCUCUGGGAGUAUCUUUGCAAUUAGGAGAAGAAUACCAGAUUUAUCAGAAAAAGACUGCCACCCCUGAGGGGCUGAAAGACUGGCUCACCCGGUUUCCCCUGGCUUGGGCUGAAACAGGAGGAAUGGGAAUGGCAAAACAGGCCCCUCCAGUAGUGGUAGAGCUCAAGUCUGGAGCCACCCCCAUUAGGAUCCGACAGUACCCAAUGGAGAAGGAAGCUCGGGAAGGGAUACGCCCUCACAUUGACCGGCUAAUCCAAGAGGGGAUCCUGGUCCCCUGUCAAUCCACGUGGAACACCCCCCCUCUUCCAGUAAAGAAACCGGGGAUGGGUGAUUAUCGUCCUGUGCAAGACCUUAGAGAGGUUAACAAAAGGAUACAGGACAUACACCCCACCGUUCCAAACCCCUAUAAUCUGCUCAGCACGCUGCCGCCUGAACGAGUCUGGUAUACGGUGUUAGAUCUUAAAGAUGCCUUCUUUUGUCUGAGAUUGCACCCUAACAGUCAGCCCCUGUUCACCUUUGAAUGGUGGGAUCCUGAGAGUGGCAGGACAGGACAGCUCACCCGGACAAGGUUACCCCAAGGGUUCAAAAAUUCUCCCACCCUGUUUGACAAGGCCUUACAUCGGGACUUGGCUCCUUUUCCAGCCAGCAAUCCACAGGCGACCCUCUUGCAAUUCAUAGAUGGUCUUCUCCUUGCGACAGAGACACGCGAAGAAUGCGAGCGUGGAACACAGAAUCUCCUGGCUGAGCUAAGUGAGUUGGGGUACCGGGUCUCGGCUAAAAAGGCACAGGUGUGCCAGACUGAGGUGACCUAUUUGGGAUAUACCCUGAAGAAUGGACAGCGAUGGCUCACGGAAGCCAGAAAACGGACAGUGACACAGAUCCCGACCCCAACCACCUCUGGCCAGGUAAGAGAAUUCCUGGGAACAGCAGGAUUCUGCAGACUCUGGAUCCCAGGGUUUGCCACCAUGGUGGCCCCUUUAUACCCCUUGACAAGAGAAAAGGGGGAAUUUAUUUGGACUAAGGAACACCAAUUGGCCUUUGAAACACUCAAAAAGGCACUGCUGCAGGCCCCCGCCCUAGCACUACCUGACCUGAAGAAACCCUUUACCCUGUACAUCGAUGAGAGAAAUGGAGUGGCAAGGCGGGUCCUCACCCAGACAUUGGGACCUUGGAAGCGCCCUGUAGCCUACCUGUCAAAGAAAUUAGACCCAGUAGCCAGCGGAUGGCCCUCGUGUCUACGGGCAAUUGCAGCUACUGCAGUGCUAGUAAAAGAUGCUGAUAAACUGACUAUGGGCCAGAAUGUGACCAUAGUGGCCCCGCAUGCCCUUGAAAGUAUCAUCCGGCAGCCCCCAGACCGCUGGAUAACUAAUGCCAGAAUGACCCACUGCCAGAGUUUAUUGCUGACUGAGCGGGUGACCUUUGCUCCACCUGCUAUUCUCAACCCUGCCACCUUACUGCCUGAAGCUGACGAAGCCCCUGUACAUCACUGUGGGGAUAUACUGGCUGAGGAAGCCGAGACCCUGUCAGACUUAAGUGAUCAACCCUGGCCUGGGGCAAUGACUUAGUUUACCGAUAGAAACAGCUUCGUGGUAAAAGGUAAGCGCAGGGCUAGAGCAGCGGUAGUAGAUAAGAAGUCUGUCAUAUGGGCCAGUAGCUUACCAGAAGGAACAUCAGCCCAAAAAGCAGAGCUCAUUGCCCUAACCCAGGCUUUGAGGCUGGCAGAAGGAAAAGCUGUCAAUAUCUACACUGACAGCUGAUACACCUUUGCAAUCGCUCACAUUCAUGGGGCAAUAUACCGACAGCGCAGAUUAUUAACUUCCGCUAGAAAAGAGAUCAAAAAUAAAGAAGAAAUUCUCAGUCCGCUAGAAGCUGUUCAUUUGCCCCGCAAGGUGGCAAUCAUUCACUGUCCAGGACAUCAGAGGGGAACUGGGCCAAUAGAAAGUAGAAAUCAAAUGGCAGACCGGGUGGCAAAAGAUGCAGCACAAGGACCACAAAUAUUGACAAUUAGAGCCUCAUCACAAACUGCCGAGGAGACCUGAAAAAUGACUCUCACAAGAGAAGAGGGGCUAGAAUAUUUACCUAACAUACACCGUCUCACCCACCUGGGAGAGAAAAAAAUGGUAAAACUGAUUGGUAAGUCCCCUUAUCAUAUUCCGCAGCUUCAAAAGAUGAUAGAAGACCUAGUAAAGAAUUGUCAAGCUUACGCACUCACUAACGCAGUGCCGAAUAAGACCCAUUGCGGAAAACGUUUAAGGGGGGAUAGACCAGGGACCUAUUGGGAAGUUGAUUUUGCUGAGGUAAAACCAGCAAGGUACGGAAAUAAAUACCUUCUAGUUUUUAUAGACACUUUCUCAGGGUGGGCAGAAGCAUUUUCUACCAAGAGAGAGACAGCUAACAUGGUGGCCAAGAAUACUUGAAGAAAUUUUUCCCCAUUUUGGAAUACCUAA